GGGCAGCGCGGAGCCGGGAGCGGCCAUGGGGAAGGUGCUGGCGGCGGCUCUCGUCGGGAUAGCGGCGGCGCUGGCGGCGGAGCGGCUGCUGGCGUUCCGGAACAGACUCAAUGCUACCCGAGAAGUUGACCCCGUAGCCCUCCCGAAUUGCCAUCUCAUCAAAGGGAUCGAAACUGGUUCAGAAGACAUUGACAUCCUUCCUAAUGGACUGGCUUUCAUCAGCUCCGGUUUGAAAUACCCAGGAUUGAAGAGUUUUGCACCAGACAAGCCAGGUGAAAUUUUUUUGAUGGAUUUGAAUGAAAAAAAGCCAAAAGCAUCUGAACUGAGAAUCAGCCGUGGGUUUGAUUUGGGAUCGUUUAACCCUCAUGGGAUCAGCACUUACAUAGACAAAGAUGACACCGUGUACCUCUUUGUUGUGAAUCAUCCACACCAGAAGAGCACAGUAGAACUGUUUAAAUUUAUGGAAGAUGACAAUUCUCUUGUACAUUUGAAAACCAUUCGACACGACCUUCUGACAAGUGUGAAUGAUGUAGUAGCUGUGGGGCCAGACAGCUUCUACGCUACCAAUGACCACUACUUCUCUGACUUCAUCUUGAUGUUCUUGGAAAUGUACUUGGGUUUAACAUGGUCAAAUGUGGUUUACUACAGUCCAAAAGAAGUUAAAGAAGUAGCAGCUGGGUUUUAUUCAGCCAAUGGAAUUAACAUUUCACCCGACAAAAAGUACAUCUAUAUUGCAGAUAUACUUGAUCAUAAUGUCCAUGUUAUGGAAAAGCAUGCUGAUUGGAAUUUAACCCAUGUGAAGACGCUGCAGCUGGACACUCUUGCCGAUAACUUGUCUGUCGAUCCUGACACUGGGGAUAUCUGGACAGGAUGUCAUCCCAAUGGGAUGAAGCUAUUCUACGAUGACCCAGAUAACCCUCCUGCCUCCGAGGUCCUGCGCAUCCAGAACAUCCUGGCGGAGCAGCCCACGGUGACGCGCGUCUAUGCUGAGAAUGGCUCCGUGCUGCAGGGGACCUCGGUGGCAACGGUCUACGAUGGGAAACUGCUCAUUGGCACCGUCUUCCACAGAGCCCUGUACUGUGAGCUAUAGCUGCCCUGACUGUAAAUGAGAUCCAGUCUGAGGCCUGGGAGCCACACUUCGGCCAGCAGCUGGGAUCAGAACAACGCAGAAGGAAGGAGAGGACAAGAGCCGUGCUUACCAUUUAUUACUUCUUCUGGAAUGACCAACGAACGGGCAGGAAAGUGAGGACUCGAUACAAAUUCUAAUAAAGAUUCAGGAUUUCUCAUUUUAUUGCAUUCGUUGUCUAACAACAAUAAUACUCAUUGGCAAGAAAUUUAUUUACACUAACAAAUUAACUUCAAACCACGAGGCUUUGUUGUUUAUAUUUAAACUGUAAGAAAACAAAGGGCCACCAUGAUGUUUUGUUUUGAUGUCUCCAAAUAACUAAACAUUAAAGAAAAUCAUCCGGGGGAAAACUCAACGCUCUAUAGAGAAGUUGCUACUGACUAAAGCACAAGGGGACAAGCUCAGACAUGGCACUACCGCGUCCUUCAUGCAGAUGAUUCGACACCAAGAUGUACAAACAGAAAGCUCAGGGCAAAACAUGCACUUCAUAUACAUUUGACCUCUUUAGAAAACAACCGAAAAAGGAAAAAAUCUGAAGCGCAACCACCUCUUCAACCAUAUAAAAAGGAACAACGUUACAAAGCCAAUUUUUACAGUGAGCACAGUGCAUUUUAGUCUUUUAGCUGCCUGGUCGUCUAGCAGUACGUACACCGGUGAGUGAGCAUUGCAGCGUGGUCGGGAGAUACAGAAGCAGCAAUGCAGACACAACGUGUGCGCUGGGAAGUCUAUGGGCAGAGGAGCGACCCACGGUCAGCGGUGACCCUGGGGGGAGUCACUCACAGCCCGCUCAGCAAUGAGCUGCCCAAAGAGCUCCAGCACAACUCGGGCUUAUAAAGUAUGAGAACGGGCUUUUCCUCCCGGAAUACCAACAAUGUGGUCCACCAACCCUGCCAGCCUUCCCCCACUUAAAAACCAGCACGAGGACAACACGCAGGAAGACCUACGGAAAAACACUCCGGGUUCUAACAGAACUUUUAACACCCUGGGAGCAGCAAAAUACACAAGGCCCCGCAAGCAGAGCAAAGCCGAUGUGCCGGCUUCGUGCCCACAGCCCUGUGGCAGCCCACCCGCUGCUGCUGAGCAGAGGUGCUGAGGCGCACACACAUCCACGUGCACAGACACAUCCAUGUGCACAGACACACACAGACCCACUCCUGUUCAUUUCCAGAGGACUCAAGUUACAAUCACUUGGCCUCUUCAUUUCUGGAAAGACUGAGCCACUUCAUUCUUUUCUGUUGUUAACAAACCCCAGACGGACCCAUCCAACCGCCCCCUGCACUCAGCUGUUAAAGACUUCCAAGUUCAUUAAGCGUGUGCCUGCUUUUAUCAUAUUUCUUUCAGCGUUCUGGCUCACGGCUUCGGUUUCCUGAGGUUUUAAAUGAGGGAAGCAUGGGAGGAAGGAAUUGCUACAGAAAGGGCCCAGCCUCUCCGCCACUUGGUUGGAUGACAUUGAAGGGGAAGAGGCCGCACCUCAAAAAAGCAAAAUCGGGCUUUGCUUUCUGACAGUAGUUUUCCGCUGUGAACACAUGGCUAAAUAAUUCAUAUAUGACUUAAUUCCUGCAAACUUCCCUUAAACUUCAGCACUGAGAAACAGCACAGACCACACUGCAGAGCCUUCCAAGACCCACAGCUGGCUAUGUGCGAAGCUUUCCUUUUGCUUUUCAGUGCUGGGAUGACACAGCAUUGCCCACCUCUUAUUUGCCAGCACACGAGCAGCUUGGAGUGGAGCAGCUUGAAAGGCAGGAGGCUUAGAUGGAAGCAAGCAGCUGGGGUGUUAGAAAUCCUGAUGCUAGGUGAAUGCUAAUGAGAGCAGAAGCCAGGCAAACCUCAAAGUUGCCUGCUCGGUAAUUCUUGUAAAACCUGGAUUCUUGCAGUAUCCUGCAGCAGACCAGAGUCAUGGCACAACGGAUGCCUUUGCAAAAAGAAUCAAAACCAAACCAGAUUUGCACAUGCUGAGAUACAAACAUCACUUAAUUCUGUUCAGCUUCUUAGUACUGGCUGCUGGUCUGCUAGACAACUGUAGCCCAUGAGCUAGAACGGGCUCUGCCAACAGUGAGCACAACCACUUCUGCUGGGACCACUGGGUAAAGUACACACAGCAGCUAGCAGUGCUCUGUGCCCUGCACAUACCAGCCCGAGCUCCUUCCUCAUGCAUGGUCCUGGUCUGCCCAGGCAGAUGGAAACCUUACUGGGAGCUGUAACUCAUGUCACACGGGGAAAAACACAAGGUGGAAGCAAGGUCAGUAUGCUUGGCAGACCUGGAUAGAGCAAAGAGCCACUGCACUCCCCCAGAACCUCAGUGCAGGACUUCAGGACUCCAGUAACCCGCCAUGCUGCAUCUCUUACUUUCUGCUUUUCCAAGCUCCAGCUAGCUCUCCUUUUUGCUCUGUGGGCUACGUCUGCAACCCUUCACAAGCCAGAUGUGUGCAUGCAGGCAGACAGGCACCGCCAUGGCAAGAGGAGCACAACCAGAGGUCCCAGAAGCAUCCUGGUCACCUUCUGCUAGCCAUGGGCAGCUGGGCAUGGAGCAGGCAUGGGCAUCGCAGAGGCAUGGAACCUCUGAGCUGCCUGCACAGCUCUGUCAGCACAUCCAAAACUGCAUGAACUCCAGCAAGAGUGAUGCAAAAGUGGGCUACAGAUACUCCUGCAGGUGAGCCAAGAGAAAGUCUUUCCAGUCGUUUAGCAUGGAGUUACGUGUUUCUUAUUACACACACACAGAAAACCAUUAGUCUGACUUAGCAUUGGUUUACAGGAAAUUUAAGUUCACAAUGAUGAGACAACUUCAUCUUCUGUUUCACAGAUGCCGUUACACAAUAAAAGGGGAAGAAAUGCAACACAACUUUAAACAUCCUAUAGAACAGCAAUAGAGGUUUCAGACUGCACUGCUUUUUAUGUCUGUAGUCCAGUGACAUUUCUCCGUGCCCCCAAAAUGUGACCGUAAGAAAAGGAACCACACAAAUCUCUUUUAUCACAGAAAGAGGAGCAAACUCCUGACAUUGCUUGGUUUGCUCUGUUUCCAUGUGUUGGUCAAUAUGCAUUUUAUGGUUUUAUUUUAAAUGUAAGCUACUGCUUUUUCAUUUUUUUUUUAUUUUUUAUUUUUAAAUUGGAGACUAACGAAGUAAUAUCACCACAAAGCAAUAAAAAAACACAGAUACUGUAAGGAUUUCAGUAGGUCAAAUUAGUUAUUCUGUAGAGUAAUAACCUGAUUUACAAACAGAUUAACGAGGCACUUUUCUAAGCUGCAAGAAUGAAAACUCAACGUAUAACGGCAAGCAGCCUGCUCAGGUUCCUAGGAACACAGACAACAUAAAGCAGGGACACCACCUCAGAUUACUGCAUACAACCACUUGAACAUUACUAUAAUGUAAACAUAAUUUAAAAUCAUCAAAUGCAUUUUAUCAACAUCGUAUUUAAAAUAUGAUAUUUCCAGUUUCUUCCAGAGAACUUCUCUCACUUGAGUAUAAAUUUAUAACCUCCAAAGAUGACAGAAUGCUACUUUUAUCAGGCUGUUAAAACUUUGUUGUAUUUUUUUUUCCAACAGAGAGUGCACAAAUAUUCACUCUGAUGUGCAAUUCUUGUUAGCACGUCUAUUUUUGCCCGUGGUCUAUCUCAAGAAAAAUAUCAGAAGCCAUUAGAAAUAUUAGAAAGUAUAUCUGAUGGUAGCUUUGUUCUUAUGUUUGAGUAAAAUAUACACCAGAAACUUGUAGAAAUUGGAUUUGGAAGCAAAACUAAGGUAAGACUAAGUAGAUAUGCUGUGUAGUAGCUUUGAAUGCAGUAGGCUCUGUCGGUGUACGGACCAUUCUAUACAUCAAAGAAAUGAUUAUGAUCAAAGACAUUUAACUCUAAACAUUGCACCCCAACUGUUUCAAAUCUGAAUUUCAGAGAACUUGACAGGCAAAUCUGAAUGUCAUAAAGUACAGAGCAGGAGAGAAGCCAAGCCAAACUAAAACAAACAUUUUCUUCCAAAGAAUUCAACGUUGGCAAAUUUGAAGUUCAGGUUUAUACCUUUGCAUCAACAUCUUAAACAACUUCCAUGGUAGCAUGACUGGCCAGAUGAAGGCUGCUACUUCCAUGAUGCACAAACAGAUAUGAUGUCUCUCAAAUACAAAUGCUGCUGCAUAGUUAGCUCUGACUAAAAGCAGUAAGGUAACACCUCCAGUUUCUUGUGGUGGAUAUUUGCCAUUUGUCUUUUCAUUCUUCUGAGGAAAUAAUGAAUAUUUUAACGCUGCUCUUAAGAGGCAGCAACAUCACCCAGUGUGAGUUAUGCUCUGCUUCUGUCACAGUCAAAACUAUUCAGCAGGCUUCGCCAAUGGACUCAACGGGCCGGGAGAACAGGAACCUCUGGCAUAUGUAACAAGACUCCUGUUAAACCAUCCAAACGCUCUGCAGCCCAUGCCUAAAAAUUCAGGUUUUAGUGGAGAUAUUCUUUAAACACAUCAAUCAAAAUAGUUAAUACAUGGCAGCUUUGGAUUUAGUAACCUUCACCUCCAAGGCAGCACUGAUUUUAGAAUCAACGUACUGAAUUCAAUCCUAACCAGAAUCCCUCUUCUUCCUCUGCUUAAAGUGCACUUCUGUAAAAACUCAAAGUCUUCAGCAGACUCAACUUUGAUAAUCGUUUCCAAUGACAGCUUCAUAACAGCACAGCACAAAACAUACACUUCCAAUGCUUAUUGGAGAACGCAUCUGAAGAUGUGUUUUUCUUGGAAAAAAAUACAAAACAAAACAAAAUAAGCCCAGUUUCCUGUUCAAAAUACAUGAAAAAGAAAGCAGAGUGUGCUAUAAGAAAGUUAACUACGCACUGGGAGCACAAAGAAAUUUGUACAGAUCUAUACGCUGUGCUCUAGAUAGAAAUUCAUCCUUGCUCAGAUAUCUAAAGGAUAAAUGUUAUCCUCAGAUUCCUGUGUAAACCCACAUAAUCGUUUAAGGCUUUGCCUCCUUCCUGGAUUAACUACUGUACAGUUAACAGAAAGAGUACCACCUCCUGUCUUUUACCCAGGGGGGAUAUCCACUCUCCUGUCUUUAUCUCCAGUGUAUAUUAAGAAGUCACGGAACAGUUGUGUUUCCAGAGCAGUGUCGCUUCAACGUACUGAUGCAAGACGAAACUUACUCCAGUAGAUGGAACUGAGUAUCAAAACACUGCAGAGAAGUGGAAAUUCCAGUUAGAAAGUUAAGUAAGUCAUCUCCUUUCAGACAGAGAAAACUCCUUUUACUCAGAUGAAUAAGUGUCCACCAAUCGCUUUGACUGGCCAUCGUGUUUAGAAGAGGUGAAGAAGUGGACCAUGCUCCUCAGCAUCAUGCUGGUUACUGAAGUGACCGAACACACAAAGCUCAAAAGAAAAGAGUAGUUUGGAAGGAAACACUGCCACACAAAUAUGAAACCUGUUAGCUGUCAACAACAACAAAACAAACCGAGGGGCUGGGGUUGUUUAACAUGGCAACAACAACGAGCGAGAACUGGAUAUGCAGGAAAAUAAAACUACACAAGAUAAAGUUCCCCAGUCAUUCUAUUUAUAGCUCCAUUUCUCUGUACACACUCAUGUGUAAUGAACGCAAGAAAGCUGAAGGGGCACCAGAGUGGGUGUGAGUUUCUCUUCCCUCGAAGCGUUACAAACCCAGCAGCACUUCUGCUUAUCACUGCUCAUUAGUGCCCUCUGUUGCUUCUGACGAAGACUUCUCUGUUUUCUUCGAUUUCCUCUGCAGUUGCUCCUGUUCCUUCUUCCGAAGCUUUUCCCUUUGCUUUUCCAUUUUCUCUUGGGCUUUGCGAGCUUUCUCCAGGGAUGCUUUCAUUUCCUUUAGCUUCUUCUUAACGAUUGCCCUGUCCUGGGAAGAUGUCAUACCAAGAGCCUGAGAUAGAUAGGGAAAACAAAAUUUAAGAAGAUUUUCAUAUGGUAUAAUCUAUCACCAAUUCUUUCUAUUUUUUAUAUCCUGACUACCAAAGUCAAAUUUUAGUAGCAUUUUAUAGUUCUGAAUUAGUUUCCAUCCUUUCCACUUAUAGAAUAUUAAAGGAGAUCUCACUGCAA
Messenger RNA from Gallus gallus (chicken), 7146 nucleotides. It is a transcript of the gene PON1, whose product is annotated as paraoxonase 1. The transcript is spliced from 10 exons. The record is from RefSeq and is marked validated. NCBI's taxonomy places the organism in Eukaryota, Metazoa, Chordata, Aves, Galliformes, Phasianidae. Gene Ontology annotation, cellular component: extracellular region. The coding region runs from base 26 to 1090 and encodes 354 amino acids. Gene Ontology annotation, molecular function: arylesterase activity.